UCCUUCAUCUUGUCUAGCUCGUGCGUCACUCAGCUCGAGCUGGACAUAGGGCUGUGGACACGUUGUCCUUCGAUGAGAGGAUACAGGUCACAAUCUGGAUCAAUUACCCCUGCUUGUUGCUCAUUACCUGGAUCCUCUGCUGUCAGGCGCUAGACUCACCCCUUUCACAGCCUGCUAGGUUGUUCCAACAUCCAGCACUCCAUAGAUCAGCUGGAGCCUUCGACUUUCUUUCCAUCAAACAUCGUUCUCCAACCAUUUCUCAGGAAGAGAGCAUGGCUUCCGUCGACGUCACCGACGACACCAGGAGGGCGGAGUGCGAGCAUUUCGAGAGCGUGGUCAAGGCGUUCUUGUUCUACAGAGAGCAUGCUCUGAACGUUGUCAGCAAGGCGGAAGUCAGCUACGCGCGGUUGCCUCCAGCUCAUCAGGCAAUUCUGAGCCACUUACCCGCCAAGUUCAGCGCGCAGAAGCAGUGUAUAGAGGUGAACCAGCAUUUCCUGAACACAAUCAUCGCACAUGCUAGUGGAUUCACUGGCAACAGUCACCUGUUGCAGGGUGCAAGGACCGAGUUCAGCUACAUCUCGCCACAAGGCCUUGACAUGGACAAGAUUCGAUGCACAUUGCGGCAAUUCGUUCGGGAUUGGAGCUCGGAUGGACUGAGCGAACGGAACCAAAGUUACAAACCGAUCACAGAUGCGCUCCAGAACUAUUACUCCCAUUAUCCGAUCGAGCAACGAUACCAACUUCGAGUACUGCUCCCAGGAGCUGGGCUUGGCAGGUUGACGUACGACAUCGCCAAGUUGGGUUUCUCUGCCCAGGGUUGCGAGUUCUCAUACCAGAUGCUGCUUUCCUCCAACUUCAUCCUCAACUAUGCGCCGGGAGAAAAGAUGCUCGCUCUGCAUCCCUGGGUCCUCUCGUCCUCCAACGUGUGGGAUGCGGAGGCCCAUCAGCUGAAGCAGGUGCUCGUGCCUGACGAGCUCCCGGGGGGGCUGCCGCCCAACGUCGAUUUCAGCAUGGUGGCGGGAGACUUCUUGGAAGUGUACCGGAACCAGCGAGGGGAGUGGGACUGCGUUGCCACAUGCUUCUUCCUGGACACUGCCUCCAACGUCGUGCAGUACGUGGAGCACAUCCACACGCUCCUGGCUGACGGAGGGAUUUGGAUCAACCUGGGACCCCUCCUCUAUCACUACUCAGACUCCCAGGACGUGGACUCUACCGAGCUCUCCUACUCGGAGCUCAGAAGCAUCAUACAAUACUACGGAUUCGAGGUCAAGGAGGAGUCGGAGCGGACCUGCUACUACACACAGAACCCCAACUCAAUGAUGCACACCGUCUACAACUGCGCCUUCUUCGUCGCUAUAAAGAAGCCAUCAAGGGGCUUCGUUCCCAGCGCAUCGCAGAUAGCAUCGCCGCACCUUCGCCGCAGCAUCUGUGAAACGAGGGUAUCCUGCGCUUCAGGCUAUCAAAGGCCUGAUGUACAACUCUGA
This is a messenger RNA of Guillardia theta CCMP2712, 1484 nucleotides long. RefSeq lists its product as hypothetical. Bases 273 to 1484 code for a protein of 403 amino acids. Gene Ontology annotation, molecular function: S-adenosylmethionine-dependent methyltransferase activity. The record is from RefSeq and is a predicted model, not a curated record. NCBI's taxonomy places the organism in Eukaryota, Cryptophyceae, Pyrenomonadales, Geminigeraceae. The transcript has 3 exons.